UGAAAACAGUAAAACAGUACUAAAACAUUUUAUAUAUAAAGGUGAGCCAUUCAUUGUCCAUUGUGUUUCCAGAAUUCGAAAAAGAAUCAAGAGUCAAGAGUCAAGAAGAGACGAAAACAGCGUCACCAAUUUCUCAUUUUGUUCAAUUCGCCAUCUCACAACCGAUGUCCAUACAAUUGUCGAUUUGAUUUCUUCCUUAUCAAAGUCACACCCAAGAGGCUUCAAGGCGCAUAUUUCCCCGCACUUACCAUAUAUCCAAUUAUACUUAUCUUAAGAUCAUUCCUCCUAUAUCGCAUAGCCUCUUCUAUUUUGUCCAGCUCUUUUUCAAUAUCUUCGAACAAAAUGCCGGUUUCAAGUGCACUCUCUGGUUCGGGAACAAUUGCUAGUUAUGCCAAGAAGAUCAAUUCAACGAAGCGACCAGAUGUCGAGAUUCAUCUAGAUGAUCAUCAUGACGGAAAACCCUAUACAACAUUUGAUGCUUUGUCAGGCAAUGCCACAUUCACAGCUCCUCAUGAUGCAAAAUUCGAUGAGAUCCAAAUCACACUCGAAGGCGUUACUCGAACAUAUGUCGAACACAUAUCUCAGUCCAGCGCAACAUCUAGAACAACAGCCAUCCACAGAUUUCUGAAACUCAUCAUGCCAAUUCGAGAAGCCGCAUAUCCUCAACCACGAAUUGCUGAAGCCGGCAAAACAUAUAUCUUUCCAUUCAACUUUGUCAUCCCUGAACAACUCCUUCCAACUUCUUGCGCACAUCCUUGUGAUGCUGAUCAUGUCCAGAUGGCACAUCUGCAAUUACCUCCUAGCAUGGGCGAUCGCGAAGCAUCGAUACUAGAUGAUUUAUCUCCAGAGAUGAGCAAAGUUCUUUACUCAAUCAAUGCCAAGGUGAUCAAACACACCGAGUUUCCUAGGAAGCCGAUUUCUCUUGUCGAGGGUUCGAAGAAACUUCAAAUAAUACCAAUGGUGGCGGAAGCACCCCCUAUGAGUAUUUCAGCAAAUGACAAGAAUGAUUACCUGCUAUCGAAGACAAAGUCUCUUAGGAAAGGCAUGUUUUCUGGGAAAUUAGGAAAGAUAACUGUCUCGGCUGAUCAAACUGGAGCGAUUGUUCUCCCAUCCCCUGGAAGUUCCUCGGUGGCCACAACAAUGGCGACUGUCAAGCUACUAUUUGAACCACACAGUUCUAACUCGCAACCCCCUCGUCUUGGUGGUCUAGUUACAAAGAUCAAAGCAUCGAGUUUCUACGGCACCAAGCCGGCAAAAUCCUUCCCCUCCAGAUUGAGUAUGGACUUAAGCAUUGAGCCUGCCCGACAAGUUUAUCAGACGUCCGUUCCACUCUCUUCGAGGUGUGUCGAGCAAGUCUCGUGGGUGAAGCACUUGCCACAACCAGAUUUAUCCCGACGAGCUUCUACCGUAUCAUCAAGUUCGUCUGAUUACUCGGACAACUCACAAAUGUCGCUAAAGGCAAAAGAAAAGAUCUAUUAUACAGCCGAUAUUCUAGUCCCAGUUUCACUACCUUCAUCGAAGACUUGGGUGCCCUCAUUCCAUUCAUGUAUUGUUUCGCGAUUCUAUUCCCUUGAUCUUGCCUUGACCAUCCAUACUCCGGGGGCAGGCGUUCCAUCCUCCUCGGUCAAACUUUCUCUUCCAAUACAAAUCGCAUCUCAAGGCAGCCGCACCGCACCAGCCGUUCUUACCGCGGCAGAAGCCGCUGCUGAGCUAGCUAAUGUAGAUCAAUAUCUGAUGCCAAGAAUCAUUGAAAUACCAAGGGAGGACUUGGUUGAGAACAGUUUUUUGCAAUCUAGCUUUACUGUACCACGACCAGAGUUGCCUCCAAGCUAUGAGUACACUGAGCAUACUGAGCAAGCAAGCAGACAAGUUGAUCCAUCGAGGUGUUAAUUCGAAAUGUUGUGGUUUUGUAUGUUGUUGUUUUUUUACUUGAAUAAGAAGGAUUCAGAGGGAAGUAGUUAGAUUCUUCGUACAGUACACACAAAUCGGCGUCGGGGGAUUGGAGAUACUAAAAGUGCAUUGUUAUUUUGGGGUUUUGGGGUUUUGGGGUUUUGGGAAUUUGCUGGGAGUCACAUUUACGAGUACAAAUUAUACCCCAUACUUAGGUACUUACUUAUAGAUGAAUAAUAAUAAUAAUACUGUUCCAGAAUUAUCUUCUUCAUUCAUUGAUUCAUCGUGG
This is a messenger RNA of Sclerotinia trifoliorum, 2179 nucleotides long. NCBI's taxonomy places the organism in Eukaryota, Fungi, Ascomycota, Leotiomycetes, Helotiales, Sclerotiniaceae. The record is from the annotation of a GenBank genome assembly.